AUGCACGUGGACGCCCGCACGGUUGCGGCGCUCGCGGGCCUUCCCCAGGUCAGUCAGGCGCGGAUUUCUUAUCGCGGGCGACUAAUUGUGCAAGUUAACAUGGCCGAGGAUAUUAUUCUGGAUCAGGCUAUUCUAAAACUGAAGAAAUGUAUAGUUAUGUUGGAUGAUGGGCGCAAUCUUGGACUGUGCGACGCCGCCGCUGCAUACCUCACAGUUGAAGACGAAGGCAUCGAGCUUCAUGGGUAA
Molecule: messenger RNA, 246 nt
Organism: Penicillium coprophilum
Lineage: Eukaryota; Fungi; Ascomycota; Eurotiomycetes; Eurotiales; Aspergillaceae
Exons: 1
Coding region: 1-246 (81 amino acids)
Source: RefSeq, a predicted model, not a curated record